UAUGAUCUUAUUCUUCAUAGAUUUCCUCUGUACAAGCAUGGAAUAGUACAAAACCACUUGUUAAUAUAAUUUCCGAAUUACAUAACGUGACUUACAAAAGCUACAAUCAGGAAUUAUUUUUUAUGAAUGGAGCUUAAGAUUCGUGACAGUCUCCGCCUCCCACCGACUGUCACCGGGAAACUCGACGCUGUUUACAGUUUUGACACAAGAAAAAUAGUUGAAACAGUAUUCAUGAACUAUUUAAAAGGGUUUAGUUAAUUAAAAGGUUCAUUUGAACAAAGUAAUUGAAUUGUCAAACUCAUCUGAAAAAUGAGUUCUCCGGUAUCCAUAAGUAACGCUGGUCCCACAACUAGUGCUACAGGAAUGGAAACAGUAGUAGCUGUUGCACUUGGUGCACUUGCUGCUGUUUUCCUUGGUGCACUCUUAGUAUUACUUGUUAUAUGCAAAAGACAAAGAUGUUACUAUAAUCAAAAAGACUCUCCAGAUCUAAGCUCAGACUUGCUAGAGGGAGAAAAUUUCUCUGGUUUAGGCUUAGAUGUUUGGGAAAGCGAAGAAUGGUUAGCUGGUGCAGAGAGAUGGGUUGAUGAUGCUACUGGUUUAGCUCCACUAUGUAUUGCUGUAUUAAGAUCGUGCCAUGCUUUGGCUUCCAGUCUCACUGCUAUUGCAGGCACAGUAAACAGUAAAACUGUCCCAUUGGAGAUAGUAGAUGUUGCCAGACGUAUUCCACCUCGAGUUGACGAUGUGGUUAGAAGUUUGUAUCCACCAUUAGAUGCAAGAUUAUUGGAAGCCAGAGUAGCAGCAUUGGUACUGGCUGUUACACACCUGGCAUUGGUGACUAAGCAUGGAGUGUCCAAGAGUCAUGCUAGGAAAUUAGCAUUUAUUGAUCAAGCUUUGAGUGAUAUGGAUUCCCACUUAUCAAUCUUAAGGAAUGCUGCACUGGCACAGGAGGUGGCUUGUUCUGUUCCAGCUUCAACACCUGUUUGACCUUCAGUUUAUCUCCUGAUCCAGAAAAAUCUUCACCAGUAUUUACAGUUUCUAUGUUUCUCGUGGUUUUGGGUCCUUAUACUAGGCUUUAUUAGGCUCUACGUGAAAUUGAAGGUAUACACAGCAUUACAAAAUGUUUCAUAUUAUGUAUUUCUUUUCCUUUUUUUAUUAUGUCAAGGUCCAAAACCCAAUAGUGCAACUUCGAGUUUUCUAUCGACAAUAUUCAGUGUAUUACAUUUCAUGUAAUCAUAGUUGUUACAAAAAUGCAUACAUUACUUCCAUGGCGUAUUAAAAAAUAUUGUAAGAUAUAUAAUAUAUAUAGAUUUAAACAUUUUUCACGACGAAAGAACCAGAGAUAUACUACGUCUUGUGAUAUGGAUAUCCGCGAGACUUUAGUCUUCCAUGAUGUUAAUACUAGAUCAAAGUAUUUAUGUAUAAUGUCAGAUGAAAAGUUCUAUUCGAGAGAAAUCGUGUCGUUU
Messenger RNA from Bombus impatiens (common eastern bumble bee), 1463 nucleotides. RefSeq names its product transmembrane protein 98 (gene Tmem98). Gene Ontology annotation, cellular component: endoplasmic reticulum. Bases 310 to 984 code for a protein of 224 amino acids. NCBI's taxonomy places the organism in Eukaryota, Metazoa, Arthropoda, Insecta, Hymenoptera, Apidae. The transcript has 4 exons. The record is from RefSeq and is a predicted model, not a curated record.